AGCUUCUGCCGUUGACGGCGACGAUGAUGCUGAGAUGCUGCUCCAGGCUUCGGUCUCUAGCUCUUCAUUCUCGCCAAGCUCUUGCUUCAACACCUUCCCGUCGUCUGCUUCACUACGCCCCGCAUCCUCUCCUGUUUUCUUCCUGUAAUCGGCUUCCUUCUCCCCUCUUCAAUGCCUCUUCAUCAUGCCCUCCCACAUUGGCUUCUCACGCCUUUCGCUCUUCUCCUUUAUCUCCCUCUUUGGUUCAAGUUCGACACGUUUCUUCAAGAGAGCGGAAGAAGAAAAGAAAGCCAAUGACUCCGGUCACUUCCAAGAUUAAGAAAUUCAAGAUGAAAUUUUACUCGUCUUACAAAUCCAGGUUCAGAACAUUGAAUGAUGGGACAAUCAGGCGCUGGAAGGAGGGCAAGCGACACAAUGCUCAUUUGAAGUCAAAGAAAUCAAAACGGAGACUCAGAAAACCAGCUAUUGUCCCUCCAGCAUAUGCCAGAGUGAUGAAGAAGCUCAAUUUUUUUGCUUAGAACGUUACAGGUUUUUGCUACUUACUACAUGGAAGAGAAAAUGGUUACGAAUUAUCAUUUUCUUUGUGGUCUUGGCCGCUCAUUUUCCCAUUUCAUACACCCUAGAACGAGCAAUUUGAAGAGUUCAGAGCGAUGUGUUCCCCAGACACUUGGUUUGCGAUGAAUUCAUUUGAUAAUAUAUGCUGAUUCACCAUAGUGGCAGUCUUUAGUAAACAAUGUGUGAAAUAGCGGCUGAUUCAUCUUUGUCGUUAUGGAAUGCUUCUAAUUAUUUGUAGCUAAUAAGAUUUAUUUGUUUCGUCCUGAGACCAGAGAAGUGUCUAUGAGAAUAUGAAAGCUGAAUUAGUUUUGGAGUAUUUAGUAUUGUUUGAAAUUCCAA
Neltuma alba is the source of this 894-nucleotide messenger RNA. RefSeq lists its product as uncharacterized. The record is from RefSeq and is a predicted model, not a curated record. The coding region runs from base 24 to 518 and encodes 164 amino acids. Gene Ontology annotation, cellular component: ribosome. Gene Ontology annotation, molecular function: structural constituent of ribosome. The transcript is spliced from 4 exons. Lineage: Eukaryota; Viridiplantae; Streptophyta; Magnoliopsida; Fabales; Fabaceae. Gene Ontology annotation, biological process: translation.